Molecule: messenger RNA, 4182 nt
Organism: Pangasianodon hypophthalmus (striped catfish)
Lineage: Eukaryota; Metazoa; Chordata; Actinopteri; Siluriformes; Pangasiidae
Product: cyclic nucleotide-gated channel cone photoreceptor subunit alpha
Exons: 4
Coding region: 1-1680 (559 amino acids)
Biological process (GO): monoatomic cation transmembrane transport
Cellular component (GO): intracellular cyclic nucleotide activated cation channel complex; plasma membrane
Molecular function (GO): intracellularly cAMP-activated cation channel activity; intracellularly cGMP-activated cation channel activity; protein-containing complex binding
Source: RefSeq, a predicted model, not a curated record
AUGAAAGAUGACAAGCAAGAUGAAGGGAAGAAACACAAAGAUGACAAGAAAGAUGACAAAGCUGACAACCAAAAGAUAAAGAUAAAAGAUUCUUGGAUCAUGGACCCUGCUACAGACUUAUAUUAUUACUGGAUUAUCAUUGUGGCAGUGCCUGCUUUCUACAAUCUGAUGAUGCUUGUGACCAGAUCCUGUUUCAAUGAGCUCCAAAAAGAUUACAGCAUGCUAUGGCUAGCACUGGACUAUACAUCAGAUGUUAUCUACUACAUUGACACUUUUAUAAGAUCCAGAACAGGGUUUCUGGAGCAAGGCUUGCUGGUUAAAGAUUCGAAGAAGCUGUGGGAACACUACAAAAAGACCCCCCAAUUCAAAUGUGACCUGAUAAGCAUCAUACCAACAGAUUUAUUAAUGGUGCAAUUUGGCAUUGACAGUCCAGAGCUAAGAUUCAAUCGCCUUUUCAAAAUGCCUCGUCUUUUUGAGUUUUUUUACCGGACUGAGACAAGGACCAACUUUCCUAAUAUAUUUCGAAUCGGCAACCUUGUACUCUAUAUUUUAAUUAUCAUUCAUUGGAAUGCCUGUAUCUUUUUUGCUAUCUCCAAAACACUUGGCUUUGGGACUGAUGCCUGGGUCUACCCUAACAUUAGUGAUCCUAAGUAUGGUCGUCUGUCUAGGAAGUAUACCUACUGCCUGUACUGGUCCACACUCACCCUAACCACUAUUGGAGAAACUCCACCACCUGUUAGGGAUGUCGAGUAUUUGUUUGUUGUUGCUGAUUUUCUCAUUGGUGUGCUAAUUUUUGCCACUAUUGUUGGUAAUGUUGGUGCCAUGAUCUCCAACAUGAAUGCUUCACGUGCUCUAUUUCAAGCCAAGAUUGACUCAAUUAAGCAGUACAUGCAGUUCCGUAAGGUCAAUAAAGAUCUAGAGGCCAGUGUUGUCAAGUGGUUUGACUACCUUUGGAGAGAAGACAAGACCUGCAAUGAAAAAGAAGUUCUGAAGUACCUUCCAGAUAAACUAAAGGCAGAGAUUGCCAUCAGUGUACAUUUGGAAACACUGAGGAAGGUGCGUAUAUUUCAGGAUUGUGAGGCAGGACUGCUCAUCGAGCUAGUGCUCAAGCUUCAGCCAAAGGUCUUCAGCCCUGGAGACUACAUCUGCAAGAAGGGUGACAUUGGUCGUGAAAUGUAUAUUAUCAAAGAAGGUAACCUGGCUGUGGUAGCAGAUGAUGGCGUAACACAAUUUGUAGUAUUGAGUGAUGGUGCCUAUUUUGGUGAAAUCAGCGUCUUGGGCAUCAAAGGCAGUAAAGCUGGGAAUCGUCGGACUGCAAAUAUCCGUAGUGUGGGUUACUCGGACCUCUUCGCCCUCUCAAAAGAUGACCUCAUGGAGGCCCUGAUUGAAUAUCCAGAGGCCAAGACCGUUCUGGAGGAAAAAGGUAGGGCCAUUUUGAUGAAGGAUGGCUUGAUUGAUGAGACAGUGGCUAACCAGGCAGAUGCCAAAGACCUGGAAGACAAGGUGACCAUAAUGGAAACUAAACUAGAGAUGAUGCAAGCCAAAUUAACACACAUAUCAGCAGAGUGGGCAGCCAGCCAGGGCAGAGUCAAGCAGAAGAUCUUCAAUAUGGAGGCCAGAGUUAAAACACUCUGGUUGGAUGAACAACUUGAGGAACUGGAGAAUAAGAAAGACCAAUAGUCCUAUAUAGUAUAAAUAUUUUCGAUCUCAAGAUUGCCACGAAAUGUCCCAGGAAACCUAAAUGUAUGAUUGCUUUCUAAUUAGGUUAAUGUGCAGUAGGUAUUGUGGGCACACUAUAUGCAUGUAUAAUGUAUGGAUAAUGGGGGACUUUCCAUUAACUUCAUUUACCUCUCCAUAAUCUAUCCCCUUUUGAUGCACGACUGGGCAGCCCUCAACUUACAUCCUGCGUCAGCUUAACUGUAACAGUUAUAAUGCCAGGCUGACUUGUGUAAGUGGUAUAGUGCCACUUGUCCUGGCCACAUACCUGUAGCUUUUAUUAAAAUUAUAUGUUGCUGUCUGAAUGGCUCUUUGAGCCUGAGUCACCAUUUAGCAAAGCAAACUAGCAAGCAAAAGCUACCCUGAAAGUGUAGACUUCUGUAAUAAUUCUCCAAUUCAGUAUACAAUAUUAUCCACAGACAUCAUUUAUAAUGUGAGAUAAGGGGUACAUUUAUAUACGUAUGCCCUAAUAGAGUUACAAUGGAUAUUAAAAAAAGUCUACACACCCCUGUUACAAUGGCAGGUUUUUUGUGAAGUAAAAAAAUAACACUAAGAUAAAUCAUGUCAGAUCUCUUCUCACCUUUAUUGUGCAUUUGCAAAGUAUACAUAAAAGUAACAAACAAACAGAAACUUCUGUAGGGAAAAAGGAAAAAUAAAAAACUGACAAUAACUUAGUCGCAUAAGUGUGCACACCCUUAAACUAAUACUUUGUUGAAGGACCUAAAGCAUAAUGCUGCCAUGACCAUGCUUCACUGUGGGUAUGGUCUUCUUUUGUUGAUGUGCUUUUUUUCACCAAACAUACCUUUUAGAAUUAUGGAUAUUAUACCUUUUGGAAUUGGUCUCAUCAGACCAUAACACAUUUUGCUACAUGGUUUGGGGUGAUUUAGUUUGGCUUAGAUGUAUUUUGUAAGAAAGGGCUUACAAAAGGAAGGGGAAGAAAGCCCAGACAUGUGAAGAAUACGAGAGAUUGUUGUCACAUGCAGAGAGUAAUCAGUACUUGUCAGAUAUUCCUGCAGCUCCUUUAAUGUUGCCAUUGGUCUUUGCAGCUCUUUGUAGACCAUGGCUUCAGCAGUCAGAUGAAUCUAAGAAGAUGUCUAGAAAAUCCUGCAGAAACAGCUGGUCUUUAUUUGGGGUUAAUUGGAAUAAUUUCAUUGAUGACCGCUGUAUGGUAAUUACACAGCCACAUCCCCAAUUAUAAAAGGGUGUGCACACUUAUGCAAUAAGGCUACUAUAACUUUUUUAUUUUUCCUAUUUUUCCCUAAAAUGUUUCUGAUUGUUUUUCACUUAAUUUUUAGAUGUCGUAAUAUGACCCAGGGUGGGAGAAGUUUGGUUUAAUUUAUUUCAUCACAAAAACUUGCUAAUUUUACAGGAGUGUACAGACUUUUUAUAUCAACUGUACGUGACAACAUGCAUAAAGAAAUAUUAUUGUUGAAAAUCAGAAACCUCUCAAAUUUAUACCUCUGGCUGUUACAAAGCAUUGACACUAGAGAUGCCUUCCAAAAAUGUGAAAUAAACUGCUAAAUAAACUGCUAAAUGCUAAAUCUCCUCAACCAUUUGUGGAACAUCCACAUUGGAGUCCUCGUAUUACUAUAGAAAUGACAAUAGUUUGCACUGGUUUCUUCCAUCCAGUACUGUUUUGUUGCCCUGUCUACUUAGUAUGCACUGUCCUAUGUAUUUAUUGUCCCAUGUAUUUAUUGUAUAUUUUUGUACUCGUCUUACACUGUCAUGUAUCUGCACUUUAUGUAGUCUCGUGUACCAUGCUACUGCAUUAUGAUGUGUUGCACCAUGAUCCUUAAGAAACAAUAUUUUGUUCCAAUGUUUUUAAGUUACACACAGAGGAAUGACAAAAUGACUAAAACCCACUGGACCUGACAUGACUAACUUCAGAGCCUUGUUAAAACAAUUCAUUCAGCCGUGCUAUGGUUUAAGUAACAAUAGCUAGCAUGACCAUUAAACUUGCUGAAAUCUUUGGGCAGGUAGUUGGCAUUUAAUGACUCAUUUGCUGGCAGUUUUAGUUUGUUUUAUUUACAGGUCUGAUCUACUGAUUCAGAAUAAACAUAUCAAGUAUCAUGGAUUUAGUGAACAAUAAAACAUUUUCUUUCAUUCUUAGUUAAUGUUGGUGUGAAAGUCAGUUAUUCACAGCUAUUUAAAAUCUAUGUAUUUAAACCAGGAAGAAAAUGUUUAUAGAACAUGAAUUGCCAUAAAAAAAGAGGAUGGAAGACCAUGUAGUGUGAAAUACUGUAUGUAUUGUAAACAGUAGUGCUUAUUUGAAGAUUUUGAAGGCUUCCCCAUCUACAUUCAGCAUAAUUGCUGAAUCACUUACAGGGCCUGUUUAAACUUGUUCUCAGUGACUUGGUCUCUGUGAUAAUUACCCUUGGGUUUUUAUAAAUAAAUGUACUUCAAAUGUACCAUUGUGUGCGCCAACUCAAGGGUCUGUGUGAAUCAUUCUGCAUUUAUACUUACUAA